AUGGAGGGGGCCCCCGGGGGGCCCCCUGGGCACUGUGCGUUCCAACUAUGGGUCGGUAAUAUCCCCUUUGAGGCCUCUGAAGCGGAAUUAAAAGCAGCGCUGUCUGUCGCCGGUAGAGUGCUGGGCGUUCGAGUUAAGUAUGAUGCUGAGUCAGGGCAGUCAAAGGGGUUUGGCUUUGUUGAUUUCCCCGAUGUAGAAAGCUGCUUGCUGCUGCUGCAGCAGCAGCAGCAGCAACCGAUUGAGCUGAGAGGGAGGCGGCUGAAGCUCGACUGGGCAGCAGCAGAAAUGCGAGAAAUGUAUGGAACAGGAGGGGGGCCCCCUGCUGCUGCUUCUGCUGCUGCAGCAGCAGGAGCAGCAAACCCCCAAACCAGAGACCAAAAGUGGGAUAGAGGAGGAACAAAACAGGAGGCCCGGGGAGGCAAGAGCAGGCUAGCUGGAUCUGCUGCUGCAGCUGCUGCUGCUGCUGCUGUUCCAGGGGGUAGGGACGGGGGAGCAGCAGCAGCAGCUGCUGCUUCUCUGAUGGGUUAUGCUCCUUCUGAUCCUUUUGCUGCUGCACCUGGUAUGCUGCCUUCAUUUGUUUGCGAGUUUAUGCAGUGUAUGUCCACCUCGCAGCUGCUGCUGCUGCUGCAUGCGCUGCAGCAGCUCGCGCUGCAGCAGCCCCACCGCUGCCGCCGUUUUCUAACGGAUAAUCCUUCUCUGGCGUUUGCUGCUACUUAUGCAAUGUAUUUAGUUGGGUGCAUCAGCAGCAAAGACCUCAGUGCAGCAGAAGCAGAAGCGCAGCAGCACAAGCAGCAGCAGCAGCAGCAGCAGCAGGUUGCUGCUACCUUUGAUGCACUCAAAAGGCUGCCAGAGUUCGAGAGGCAGCAGCUCCAACGCAACAGAGAAGAACGGCAGCAGCAGCUUAAGGCAGCAAACAUGCUCCCUACUCACCGCGAGCCUACUGCAGCGGCUAACACUAGCAGCAGCAGCAGCAGCAGCAGCAGCACAAGCGGGAUAGCUACACCGGCAACAGCAACACCGAUGGGGGGCGUUCUGUCGCCGCGUGUAGCAGCAGCAGCAGCAGCAGCAGCUCCAGCAGCAUCUGGAGCAAUGCCUGCUGAUGUUGCUGCUGGAGGGGGGCCCCCGGGGGGCCCCCCACUUGGUCCUGGGGGCCCCCCGCGUCAGUGGGUGGCUGCUUCUAAAGCAGCACCUGCAGCACUGCCUCUGCUGCAGGCAGGAAGAGCUUUAGGUGUCUCCCCACAAGGGGGCCCCCACGCUGCAGCAGGGGUCCCCCCACAGCAGCAGCAGCAGCCGCAGCCGCAGCAACAGCAGCCGCAGCAGCACCAGAACACGACAGGCCUUGCAGAAGCCGCUGGGGGCUUGCGGGACGAAGUUGUAAAGGCCCCAACAAUGCUGAACAAGUAA
Messenger RNA from Eimeria acervulina, 1404 nucleotides. RefSeq names its product mRNA processing protein, putative. The record is from RefSeq and is a predicted model, not a curated record. Gene Ontology annotation, cellular component: mRNA cleavage and polyadenylation specificity factor complex. NCBI's taxonomy places the organism in Eukaryota, Apicomplexa, Conoidasida, Eucoccidiorida, Eimeriidae. The transcript has 5 exons. Bases 1 to 1404 code for a protein of 467 amino acids. Gene Ontology annotation, molecular function: mRNA binding.